Glycine soja is the source of this 2162-nucleotide messenger RNA. RefSeq names its product protein NLP2-like. Bases 190 to 2070 code for a protein of 626 amino acids. The transcript is spliced from 3 exons. Lineage: Eukaryota; Viridiplantae; Streptophyta; Magnoliopsida; Fabales; Fabaceae. The record is from RefSeq and is a predicted model, not a curated record. Gene Ontology annotation, molecular function: DNA-binding transcription factor activity; protein binding.
UGUAUAUAUAAAUAAAUACAGGCCAAGGUGAGAGAUGUGAGACUGAGGAGGCACUCUCUGGUUUUUGCUUUCCUUUUCUGGUCAUUAUAUAAGAGGACUGUGGAUCGGUCGCAAGUCGAUCGAGUUGAGUAGAGGUAAUCAUAUUUUCUCAUCAAGCAAUAUUAAGUUUAAGGAUAGGAUCGAGGAAGCAUGGAGUAUGGUGGGUUUGGGAGCCUGUCGGAGUGCGAAGAAGAGUUGAUUGAAGAGUUGCUGGUACAGGGAUGCUGGGUGGAAACGAGUGGGAGAAGCGAGGAAAUGCCCAUGGGGAAGACAUGGUGGAUUGGACCAAAGGCUAAUCAUGCAUCCGUCAAAGAAAGACUAGAGGCUGCGAUGGGAUACUUGAGAGAAUACACAAACAACAACAUUCAGAUAUGGGUUCCCCUGAGGAGGAGCGCAGGCCAGGAGCUUGGGACUGAUGAGUCGGAUACGAUUGCUUUUGAAAGGAACAGGAACGUAAAGCUUAGGUUGUUUAGAAGCCAAGAGGGAUGUGUGGGGGUUCCUGUGUUGGAAAGAGGGAGUGGCACAUGCCUGGGUGUACUAGAGAUAGUAAUGGAGGAUGAGGUAGUGAGUGAGAUGAUGGAGGUGGUGAGGUGUGUGUGCAAGGCGCAGAAGGUGCCUUUGGCACUGGCAUGGGCUCCAUGCGUCCAACAGAAGCAAGCCAAGUACUGCGGGCAUUCAAGGGAUGAGAGCUAUGUGUCGACUGUGGAGAGAGCGUGCUUUGUCGGAGAAGAGAACCCCCAGCUGUUGGGCUUCCAGGAGGCCUGCUCUCAGCAUCACCUUUUCCGCGGACAAGGAGUUGUUGGGACUGCCUUGGCAACAGCCAAGCCCUGUUUCGCCACCGACAUAACCGCCUUCUCCAACGCCGAAUAUCCUCUCUCCCACCACGCCUCCAUCUUUGACUUGCAUGCUGCUGUCGCUAUUCCUCUUACUACUUUCUCUUCCUCUUUUCAUUUUGUCUUGGAGUUCUUCCUUCCCCUAGACUGCCCUGACCACAACCACUUCCUCAACUCUUUAUCCCUUCUCCUUCACCAAGCUUGCCGCUCCACCUUCCAUCUUUCUCUCAUCCAUGAUCACCAUCUUGAUUUUGAAUUCUUGCCUACUGAAUCCCCUUCCCAGGCCUCCUGGAUUGCACACAUGAUGGAGGCCCAGUCCCAACACAUUAAAGGCGUGUGCUUGUCCUUGGAAGAAGAACCCAAAGAGGAGUUCAAAGUCACCACAACCCACUACUGCAACUGGGACAGUACUGCCACCAGUACUUAUCAGGCACAUGACCAGGUCGUGUUUGGGGAAGAAUCUCACACUCACACAUUUGGUGGGAAGCGUGGCAGAAAACCAGGCGAGAAGAGACGAACCAAGGCCGAGAAGACUAUCAGCUUGCCAGUUCUAAGACAGUACUUUGCAGGAAGCCUAAAAGAUGCGGCAAAGAGCAUUGGCGUGUGUCCCACGACUCUGAAAAGGAUAUGCAGACAGCACGGCAUAACGAGGUGGCCUUCAAGGAAAAUCAAGAAGGUGGGCCACUCUUUGAAGAAACUUCAACUUGUAAUCGAUUCAGUGCAGGGUGCCGAGGGUGCCAUACAGAUCGGCUCCUUCUACAACAGUUUUCCGGAGUUGAGUUCUCAAUCAUCCAAGUCCAACAACAACAACAACUCAUCCUCUCCUACAGCAGCAGCAGCAGCAGCACAAAGCCCUCAACAACCCUUGAGAGUGAAGGCUACUUUUGCGGAUGAAAAAAUCCGUUUUAGCUUGCAACCACAUUGGGGGUUCACAGAAUUGCAGCUGGAAAUCGCAAGGCGCUUCAACCUAAACGAUGUGAGCAACGGCUACUUGGUUCUAAAGUAUUUGGAUGAUGACGGGGAGUGGGUUGUUUUAGCCUGCGAUGGUGAUCUUGAGGAGUGUAAAGACUUGCAUACAACAUCUCAGAGCCGCACAAUUAGACUCGCCCUAUUUCAAGCUUCUCCUCUUAAUAAUCUACCAAAUACAUAUACUUUUGCCGCGGCUACCCCUUCUUCCAGCCUCGCCGUCUCUCUUUAGUACUCUACCAUCACAUUUGCAUUCAUUUCUGCUUUGCUUUUACUUUUUAGACUCAUUUUAUUUAUAUCUAUUACUUCUUCUUAAAAUGCUAA